This is a messenger RNA of Fusarium graminearum PH-1, 1041 nucleotides long. RefSeq lists its product as uncharacterized. The transcript has 4 exons. The record is from RefSeq and is a predicted model, not a curated record. Gene Ontology annotation, molecular function: zinc ion binding; DNA-binding transcription factor activity, RNA polymerase II-specific. The coding region runs from base 1 to 1041 and encodes 346 amino acids. Gene Ontology annotation, biological process: regulation of DNA-templated transcription. NCBI's taxonomy places the organism in Eukaryota, Fungi, Ascomycota, Sordariomycetes, Hypocreales, Nectriaceae.
AUGGUGGCCCCGAGCGCCAUGUUGUCGGGAGCUGAAGCCAUGCAGAUGCAGAUGCAGGCCGCACCACCUAGACAACGUGCCCAGCGGCAAACGUCAUCAUGCCUUGAGUGCCGUCGUCGCAAGCAAAAGUGUUCUCAAGGACAACCUUGCACAAAUUGUUAUCGCCGAUUUCCCACUCCCGAAUGCGUAUAUGAGGUCAAAUCUUCAAGAAGAGCCUCUCCCUUAUUCCCGCGACCCCAGCUACCUACAAUCGCCGAUAUACAAGAUGGACCAUACUCCCAUCUCAACCCAGCUAUCAUCCAGAGUGCUCUGUACUCCAUUGAGGGCCAAUCAACCAGUUCAGCUUCCUCACCGAGUGGUUCAUAUUCACCGACAGCAAGUUCAUCCACAUCCUUAUCGACACAAUCAACAAGAAGUCUUUGGAGACCCUACCAGACACUUGCAUCACCUGAUGGUGACACUGAUAAGACAAUAGCGCGCUCUCUUCAGAUCAUCAAAAAGGAAAGCAUCAAAAGUUUCAAGCGCAGUUAUCUCGAUGAGGGGAUGAACAAGAUAGAAUCAGAUGACCCUAUGGAGCUGGGUUAUUCAAUUGCCGGUUCCAUGACACAGCUCAACUACCUUCCCAUGAGGCCUACGAAGCUGAACAAGGAUCUUGUCAGGAUUCAUGGACAGCCAGACCCUACGAACGAGUUCAUGAGCGUAUGGGUUCCUUGUACUAUGCAGGAUCCUCUGCUCCUGCACAUCGUACUAUUCACUUCAGCGUGUUUCCUUACCGAAACUGGCGAUAUGCCAAAGAAAUUGCGGCAGAUAUAUCAGAGUCAUGUCUACUGGAUGCUCAAUAAACAGAUCGGAGACGCCAAUGGCUGGAAAAAUGAUACAUUGAUGCUUGCUGUUGUGCAGAUGAUCGCUGACUCUUGGUACUGGGGAGAGACAGACCACCUGAUGGCUCAUCUUAAAGGAUUGAAGCGUAUGGUACGGAUGAGAGGUGGCCUAAACCAGCUCGGGUUACGUGGCUAUUUGGCCAAGAUGAUAUUGAUGUGA